AUGGCUUCAGGAAGUGAGGACGAAAUCGAGGGGGCAUGGUAUUUUGGAUCAAGCCAGUAUGAUCCUCAAUCAAGCUCAGAAUCAGAAGAACCAUACAUCGUUGAAUACAAAAAUUGUGGAAGGAUGAGAGUUGUGGUGCCUCCAAACGUUCUAGAGUCUAGACCGAUGGGGGAACAUACAUGUAUAAGAGAUGUUGCAAGUUGUUUGGACUUGGCACCAUCGACCGUUUGGAGGUUAAUCAAAAAAAGUGAAAUUAAGGCACAUUCAAAUCCUCUUCACCCGGCUUUAACCGAUGCCAAUAAAUUGAGAAGGGUGAAGUGGAUUUUGAGUCUCAUCCAAGAAGAUAGCAUUCAAAGACAUCCAAUAUACAAGGGAAUGUUAGAUUUCAUUCACAUCGAUGAGAAAUGGUUUUAUUUGACCAAAAAAACUAAAAGAGUUUACCUUGCACACAAAGAGAAGAUCCCGUAUAGGGCAGCAAAGUCAUCUAAGGUUGCAGCCGUGAGGGACUCGAAGAAUAGGUUAAGGGGGUCAAUUGAAAUUAAGCCAACAGAAUCAGUCACUCAAGAAGUUUAUAGAAGCAUGCUCAUCCAAAAUCUCAUUCCGACAAUACUAAGAAAGUGGCCAAAAGAAGGACCUUCAAUCAUUUUCAUUCAACAAGACAAUGUAAAAGUGCACAUUACAAAUGAAGAUCCAAUACGGCAACAGCACAACAAGCAAGGUGGGUUAACCUUCAUUCUUACACAACAACCCCCUAAUAGUCCAGAUUGUAACAUUUUGGACUUGAAAUUCUUUAGAAGCAUUCAAUCAUUGAUGCAUAAGAAAAUGCCAAAGAGUAUGACAGAGUUGAUUAAUGCAGUUGAAGAUGCAAUGCUGAACUUCAUCCAAAGACAUUAA
Molecule: messenger RNA, 894 nt
Organism: Amaranthus tricolor (Joseph's coat)
Lineage: Eukaryota; Viridiplantae; Streptophyta; Magnoliopsida; Caryophyllales; Amaranthaceae
Exons: 3
Coding region: 1-894 (297 amino acids)
Molecular function (GO): nucleic acid binding
Source: RefSeq, a predicted model, not a curated record